UUGCUAACUUUCUACACAGACAUUGUCCUGGAUCAUAGUCAAUUCAUAUCAACUAAGACUUUGGAAAGCAUCUCAAGAUUUAAUGUUAAGGAAACGAAGACCAGAUGACAACGAGGAUGACAACCUCCACCCCCCUCAUCCUAAGAGGACUAAGACAGACCAGGCCUUACAGGACACUCAUGCUGAACAGUUAACAAACGACAAUGGACGUAACCACAGCAACAUAGGUAACACCAAUUGUGAGAGAGUUCCAGGUAACAACUUAAGUGAGAGCACUGCUGAAGAAGACUCCAACAUUCAUGAAUUAUCACAAGAGGAGGACUAUGAAGUAUGCCAAGAGAGAGGUCUUUACUCCCACAUUAACAACAUCUUGAAGGAAGCUCAUAUUUACAACCACAGGCAGAGAGGACAGUCAAGUCUGACCACUAAAGAAUUCUUUUCUUGUAUGUAAAUUUCAAUGGCAUACAUGCAAAGCAGUCCUGUCUUUUGUCUGUAUUUUCAGUAAGAGGUCAAUGGGCAUUGUAUUCUUUUGUUGUGUUGGUCCACCACUGUAAUCGCGGAAGGACAUUCAUGUUAAAAUAUUAGCAUAAUGACUUCUCCUGAGACUGAAUGGAUUACAUGUCCAAUUGAGGUUUGUUUCCAAGAUGCUUAUUUAGGGUAUUCAUAUUAAAAGUCAUUUAAAAUGUAAUUUUCUUAUUUUGGAAAAUUAAGUGGCCCGAUAAAGUUUAUGUGUUUUACUUUGAAAUGUCAAAGAACAAAUCAUGGAGGGGCCAUUACCAAGCCAAUAGUAAUGAGCAUUGGCGAGAAGGGGAAAUGUGGGUGGUGUGUUCUCAUUCUGAUAUGAACAUGGGCUGAUCCUCAGAAUGGAAACAUCUACAGAAAUACUUCUCCACCUAUACUGGAGUAAAAAUCAUCCGAGGUGGGCUGUGAACUUGAAACCUGUUUCUAAUAAGUACAUUCUUUGUAUUCUAAGGGAGAAUCCUUCUCCCUUUAAUGUUCCUGUGUGUGCUCUUAAGACUCGGGUCAAACACUUAUAAUUCGUUCAGAGAAGUACAUAGCAAUGCUGUAGCUUAAGCACAAACUUUCAAUAUUUACUACUUCUGAGUUGUCUCUUACUGUCCCAUCUAUUAUGUCUAAUGUUGUUAAAAAAAAAUCUCAGUUAUUGCAAAGGAUAUGUGACUUGAGAGGUAUUGUAAAGCUGGGUGCAUGACUAUCCAUUGUCUAACAAAUCAUUCACAGGAAAGAGAGCAUCUCAAGUUUUCAAAAUCCAUACAAAUGUUUGGGGCUGGAUGGACCAGUAAAACAUUGCAUGGCUAGCUUUUGGCAUAGCCUCAGAAUGGCAAAGCUCUCAGCACAGUUAAUGUGGCUAGUUAUGGUUGAGCUGAAUUACCAUUAAAAGAAGCAGACAGUUCUCCUUACUGAUGAAUCUGGCCUGGUGUUUAGUCAUAUUGGGCAGCCAGCCCAGCCUGUGGAUUGACUUGUGUAAUGCCCACAUUUUUUUCCUGAUCAAAGAACCAAAGGCAUCAUACCUUGUGCCCUGUGGUUGUGAAGCCUAUAACUGGUUUUAAAUUUACUGAGAAAUGAACCUUCUUUGCUAAGCACAGUCUCUACAAAUGAACUUCAUGAUCUGCAAGGAUUUAUAAUUACCAGUAACUUCUCUGCUGAAGAACCAGGGCUUCUUGGCAGGGGACAAUUGAAUAGGUAUCUGGGAUAACAUAUUCUCUGUAAAAAUAAAGUGAACAGCAAAACAAUAAAGAGGAGAAGCUAUCUGAAAUUGGAACCUGCUUACACUCAACACAGUCCAUGAGCACAUGUCAGGGAAGAUAUGCAGCAAGCAUUGCACCAUGUUUAGGAACCACAGUCACAAAGAUGAUAUACCUUGGUGGGUGUUCACGUCCACCACCAAAGUAUCCUGACAACCUGA
This is a messenger RNA of Apodemus sylvaticus (European woodmouse), 1924 nucleotides long. Its product is annotated as protein FAM104A-like. The transcript is spliced from 3 exons. Bases 83 to 451 code for a protein of 122 amino acids. The record is from RefSeq and is a predicted model, not a curated record. Lineage: Eukaryota; Metazoa; Chordata; Mammalia; Rodentia; Muridae.